ACUUACUUUAGCAAGAGCUAUACAUAAGAAUAGUAUUAAAAUGUUAUAUACGACGAAAUGGCAGAAAAAGUCUUGGAACAACUUCGGAUUAAACUGAAGGAAGGUUUGACCGAGGCCGUCAUCAAAAAUUUGUUGGAUGAUCUUCGGGUCAAGAAGGUGCUAGGAAAUGAGGAGAUUGAAGAAAUAGUGCAGAAGACCAAACCGCGAGCCGAUCAAGCUCGAGAUCUGAUUGAUGGUGUGAGCAGAAAGGGGACAAAAGCAAGUGAAAUUAUGUUAGCAUGCUUGAAGGACAGAGACAACUGUCUUUCCGACAACCUAAACAUAGACAGCCAUUUAGCAAUUCCUGAAAGAGGAGCGACCUGUAGCCCUGCACCAGCGCCACACAGUACAACAGACAAACAAAGCAAUUUGGUCAGUGGAGAUGAGGAGUACAAAAUGGACAGUAAUCCACGUGGACUGUGUGUAAUUAUUAAUAACGAGAACUUUGUAGACCCAGAAAAUAAACGAAACGGAUCCCAAAAUGAUGUUGAUUCUCUGAAGGCCAUAUUUGAAUUUUUGGUCUUUCUGGUUGAAGUCAAGACAGACAAAACUGCAGAUCAAAUAAAAGCGCUUAUGGCCAAAUACAGUAAAGAUGCUCGUCAUGGAGACUGCUUUGUCUGUUGCGUAAUGAGUCAUGGAAAUAAGAGUGGUGUCGAGGGAUGUGAUGAGCAAAUAUGUCCCCUGAAUGACAUCACCUCCCCAUUUGAUGGAGACAACUGUCCCGCUCUCAUUGGCAAACCGAAAGUGUUCUUUAUCCAGGCAUGCAGAGGAUGUGGGAUGCAGAGUAAAGUGCUGGUUACAGAUGGUGCUGGUGCCAGUCGUAUCCAGAAAUCUGGCAAAGUAUACAGCAUUGCCAAAGAUUCUGAUUUUCUGAUUGCCCUGUCCACUGUGGAGGGAUAUGUGUCACUCCGCGAUGAAUACAGUGGAUCAUGGUUUAUACAGUCCCUUUGCAAGCAUUUAAAAGAAGGAAGUAAACGAGACCAGGACAUCUUGAGGAUCCUCACUAAUGUCAAUAACGAUGUAAGCCGUGAAGAGGGCAUUAUAGAAGAUGAGAACAAUGAUAUAGUAGAUGCAAAGAUGACCCCUCAGCCCCAAUUCACCCUGAGGAAGCUUCUUAUUUUCAAAGCACCGAAGGGUCAGGCUGCUGCUUCUACACAGAAGAAAACAGGCUGAACAUCCUCAUCUUUCACCUGAAGAGGAAAUCUUGCCAUUAAUAUUCUAGAGAAGUCUAUAGUAUUCAUCUAUGUUUCCCCAUAUUUGUUAUAUUGGAUUUUAGAAUAUGUGUACCACAGGAAAGUGGACCUUGAGGGCCAGAGUUGAGAGCCCCUGUUUUACAGGAUCAGGAUCAUUUCAUUUAAGACAUCUGUGUUUAAUCACAGCUUUCUUUAAUUUCUUUAAUAAAUUACAUCAAAUUCUCUUACACUGCUUUUGAACUGUUUUGGCUGUCGACUAAAAUCACCUACACUUAUAAUAACAGGACUGAAUCCUAUAAUUCACAUAUGUUAUGUACUUUAAUUUACAGUAAACAUUUC
Molecule: messenger RNA, 1571 nt
Organism: Sinocyclocheilus anshuiensis
Lineage: Eukaryota; Metazoa; Chordata; Actinopteri; Cypriniformes; Cyprinidae
Product: caspase-8-like
Exons: 7
Coding region: 58-1212 (384 amino acids)
Biological process (GO): regulation of apoptotic process; regulation of inflammatory response; proteolysis
Cellular component (GO): AIM2 inflammasome complex; NLRP3 inflammasome complex; IPAF inflammasome complex
Molecular function (GO): cysteine-type endopeptidase activity
Source: RefSeq, a predicted model, not a curated record